Messenger RNA from Spea bombifrons (plains spadefoot toad), 1901 nucleotides. It is a transcript of the gene FGF7, whose product is annotated as fibroblast growth factor 7. Gene Ontology annotation, biological process: cell differentiation; positive regulation of peptidyl-tyrosine phosphorylation; positive regulation of gene expression. Gene Ontology annotation, cellular component: cytoplasm. Bases 493 to 1077 code for a protein of 194 amino acids. The transcript has 4 exons. Lineage: Eukaryota; Metazoa; Chordata; Amphibia; Anura; Pelobatidae. Gene Ontology annotation, molecular function: type 2 fibroblast growth factor receptor binding; growth factor activity. The record is from RefSeq and is a predicted model, not a curated record.
UUCCAAGUGAGGUCAGCAAAAGGUAUUUAUCGAAAAGCAUUGAACAACAACAGGCUCAACACACACACAGAAAACCCCUCUUGCGUGUUGAUUUAUGGAAACAAUUAGGAUCCUGCUGGAGUUUUUCUGAGUUGAGAAAUAGUUUGUCACUACAGAAUCUCAUGUUGCAAAGAGCAGGCAGCAGAGAUGGAAUACGCGUAUAUCCUGCUGUUAUCAACAAGAACCAUCCUUUUACAUCUGACAGCAAGUCCAAGUAGUCCUGAAUGUUACAACCGCCAGCUUUAUUCAGUUCUGACAUUCUGAGGAACUCUGUGAAAGCGAAUCACCAUUUGGACAUCCAAGUUUGAAUGAAUACAUAGCAAAAGCUAACACAAUCCUAGAAGUAUUUUACAUCAAAUUGAUUUACAUCAACAGGUCUUGGACCUAUCAACCAAAACCCUGAGAUUUAAGUUUCAUUAUGAUGUUCAUGAACACCCAGAGCACUGCACUAUAAUGCGCAAAUGGAUACUAAUUUGGAUCCUGCCAACCUUGCUCUACAGACCAUACUUUCACAUAAUAUUUCUGCUGGGCACUCUUUCUCUAGCUUGCAAUGACAUGACUCCAGAGCAAAUGGCUGUAAAUGUGAACUGCUCUAGCCCUGAGAGGCAUACCAGAAGUUACGAUUAUAUGGAGGGUGGGGAUGUACGGAUAAGGAAACUUUUUUGUCGAACACAGUGGUAUCUGUGGAUUGAUAAGCGGGGAAACGUGAAGGGUACACAGGAUGCAAACAACAGCUACAGUGUUAUGGAAAUCAGAACAGUGUCUGUUGGGAUUGUGGCAAUCAAGGGAGUACAAAGUGAAUAUUUUCUAGCCAUGAAUAAGUCUGGAAAGGUCUAUGGAAAGAAAUCCUGCAACGAAGACUGCAACUUCAAGGAGCUAAUUCAAGAGAAUCGUUACAACACCUAUGCAUCAGCAAAGUGGACACAUAAUGGAAGAGAGAUGUUUGUUGCUUUAAACAGCAAAGGGUCUCCUUUAAAAGGGAAAAAGUCCAAGAAAGAACAGAAAGCCUCACAUUUUCUUCCAGUGCCAACCUCCUAAAAAUGUACACAGUCUACAACUAAACAGUUCCAGCACAAAUAAUUUUUUAUUUUAAUAAUAUUAUAAAUAAUAAUAAUAAUUAUAAAACAUAUAAAGGACACAAAAAGCUGGAUCUACUACUGAAAAGCCAAACAAGCUGGACUUGCGCAUUUAUGUGGAUUUAUAAAGACUGCUCCCAGAAAAAAAAUGACAAAAAAAUGUAAAAAUUAGCCCAGACAAGAUAUUGUUGAAUGCAAGUUGUAAAAAUUCUGAACUGUUGUACAAACAUAUGUUAGUAAUACUCAUAGAGUAUUAUUUUUUUUUUGUUAAAUUAUCUAACCCCAAAGAAGGAGGAUUGACUUGAUUAUCUGAUGAUUUUAAUUGUAAAAUAAAUAAAUCUGCUUAUUAAGUAUGGCUGCUAUAAAAAAAAAUGUCCUUUAUUGUUAAGGAGCAGAUAAUAGUGUUGUGUAAAAUAUGUCAGAUUUGUGGGCUGCUGGAAUGAUGUCAGAUUUUCAAGUCAAUUCUGCAUCUAGACAUUGAGCAGUGCAUUAUAAAAAAAAACCCUAUUGAAAAACUGUAUGCACACUAUUAUAUAAAAUAUAGAAAAUAUUUUAUUUUUGUAAUUUUUGUGACUAUGGCAUUCAAAUAAAAAAUUAUUUUUGGAAUGAGGCUACAACAUCACUUACUAUUGUAACCUCAUUCUUAAGAAUGCCUAAUGCUGCUCAUAUUUUAAGGCAACAGUACUACCAAUACAUUACUCACUUGUCCAUGUGCAGUUUGGUCAACAUAUGAGAACAAAUUCUCGCAAUAUUGACUUUUAAUAAAAGCAUUUCAUAUAUAUAAAA